AAACUGAAUACGCAAUCACGUUUAACAUUGAGAUUUACAAUGCCAGACAGGGAACAAAGGAAAACUCAUAUCUUAAAUACACGUGGAUAAUCAGGGAGAACAGAAGCAAGGUUUGAUGAACUAAUUAACAAACUAGGUGACCAACUAGGAAAACAUGAACACUGAAACUAAACAGAUAUGUCAGUGCAUGUUGCUUUCAGUUAAAACAGCUCAAACAUACAUUUUAGUCUGGGACUAGGCUUAAAGGGUUAGUUCACCCAAAAAUUAAAAUUCUGUCAUCAUUUACUCACCCUCAUGUCAUUCCAAACCCGUAAAGACUUUUGUUCAUCUUCAGAACACAAAUUAAGGUAUUUAAUGAGAGUUUUCUGUCCUUCCAAUGACAGCCUACGCAACUACCACUUUGAUGCUUCAAAAAGCUAAUAAAGAGAUCUUAGAUCCUAGACCCUGUAACAAGUGUUUCACAACUGUCAUCAUAUUAAACGAUCAAGAUCAAGACUAAACCACGCAAUUCAUAUGGAUUCGUUUUACAAUAUCUUUAUUAAUGUUUUGAAGCGUCAAAAGUGUGUUGCAUAGGAUGUCAUUGGAGGGACAGAAAGCUCUCAGAUUGAUGAACAGAAGAUGAACAAAAGUCUUAAGGGUUUGGAAUGACAUGAUUGUGAGUAAAUGAUGACAGAAUUUUCAUUAGUUGGUGAACUAACCCUUAGUCUUGAGAGAAACUGGGGGAAAAUGUCAUAAAGUGUAAUUUCAUAGACAUUUCAUACAUAAUCUCUUACCAUAUCUACCAUAGAUGUUUGAAAGGGGGGAUUUCAUGAAAAUGCAAAAGUUUCAUUUUUGCAAAUGGAACUCAGCAAGAACAGAGAACAUAAAGCCAAUUUAAUAAAAUGACUGGCAUUUGAGUUGAAUUCAGUUUUGCAUUUACACAGAUGACAUGAGUGCAAAAUGUGAAUUUAAGCAGCAUUUACCUCCUAAGCUUGGUUUGUCAUAGGAAGAUUACAGUAGCUCUUUUGAAAAAUACAUCACUGCAGACUGUUUUAAAAUGCCGGGGAGCUGGAACAAAGAGAAGAGAAAAAAAAAAAACCUUUUUCGACCUUCAUUUUCUGAAGUCUUUUUCAUUCAGGUACAUUAAAGCACUUCAAUUCAUAAAUAAAGAAGCAGUUAUGUUACUAACACAAAAACCUUUGUGUUUUCGUCCAGCAGGUGGAGACAGAAGUGUUUUGACUGAAGGAUGGAGGGCUCUGGCUGGCAAGGUGGAGAAGAGCCACCUGGAAGCCACGUGUAUGAGGUGACGGUGGUCCAAAACAGCACGGCCCCUCACAGCUUUCCCUUCGCAGACGUAGCCCUGCUGCAGACCUUCAAGCCGCUCAUCAUCCCCUGUUACGUUCUUGUGCUGCUGGUGGGCGUCUUUGGCAACUACCUUCUGAUUUACGUCAUCUGCCGCACGAGGAAGAUGCACAACGUCACCAACUUCUUCAUCGGUAACCUGGCCUUCUCGGACAUGUUGAUGUGUGUGACCUGCGUCCCCUUCACGCUGGCCUACGCCUUCAGCCCUCACGGAUGGACGUUCGGACGCUUCAUGUGCUACCUGGUGUUCUUGAUCCAGCCUGUCACUGUAUACGUUUCUGUUUUCACUCUCACAGCCAUUGCCGUUGACAGGUAUUAUGCUACAGUUCACCCUUUGAAGAAGCGAAUCUCAAUGGCGGCUUGUGGUUACAUACUGUCUGGGAUCUGGCUGCUGUCGUGUGUGCUAGUCGCUCCCGCUGUGGCCCACACGUAUCAUGUAGAGUUCAGAGAAGAGGGUCUGACCAUCUGUGAGGAGUUCUGGUUGGGCCAGGAGACCCAGCGGCUGGUGUACGCCUACAGCACACUGCUACUGACCUACAUCCUCCCUUUAUCCGCAGUCUGUGUCUCUUACUUCUGCAUCUCCGUCAAACUCCGUAACUGCGUGGCCCCCGGACACCGCACGCGGGACCAGGCCGAGGCCCAGCGUGCACGCAAGCGUAAGAUAUUCAGGCUGGUGUCUCUAGUGGUGGCGGCGUUCGCCGUCUGCUGGCUGCCCAUCCAUGUGUUCAAUGUGCUGCGUGACAUCGACAUCCACCUCAUCGACAAGCGGCAUUUCCUGUUGAUCCAGUUGUUGUGUCAUCUGUGCGCCAUGAGCUCGUCCUGCUGCAACCCGUUCCUGUAUGCGUGGCUCCACGACCGCUUCCGUGCAGAACUGCGCAAGAUGUUCACCUGCCACCGCCGCAUCGGCAUACCCGCCAACCAAUGCGCGACAGCGAGCGUCGUACUAUGAUAUCACUGUGGGCAUCAGAAUAGCUGAAAACUCAGGAGUGCAAUUUAUUAAAGGCCAACAAAAUGUAAAUACAAGAAAAAACAUGAUGAAUGGAAACACUUGAGGCCCAAAUAUGCUCAUGGCGAAGUUUAAAGUUUCAUUCUUCACUUAGGGGUAAAAUUUAUACAGCUAGUGAACAUCUCAAUUGAAGUGGAGAAGUCAUCAAAGAAAGUUGAGUCUCAGAGCCACACCUACCUAUUGUGUAAACACCACGGACCAAUGGGAGUUCAAAGGCGUUUGCCAGCUGGAACAAACUUUUCCGGAAAGUUGCUUUGGCAAGUUGUUUCAAACUCCCGAAACGAACUCCAGAUUAACUUAGUUUUAGCCUGAUUUUGUUCAAAAUAAUGUCACACCAGUUUGUUCUUCAGUUUCACUUGAAGUAUAUCAAGGUCUUAAAGGUGCCGUAGAACGUCUUUUUAAAAGAUGGAAUGUAAGUCUAAUGUGUCCCCUGAAUGUGUCUGUGAAGUUUCAGCUCAAAAUACCUCAUAGAUUUUUUAUUCAGUUUUU
Messenger RNA from Megalobrama amblycephala (Wuchang bream), 2836 nucleotides. RefSeq names its product prolactin releasing hormone receptor 2b (gene prlhr2b). Bases 1226 to 2290 code for a protein of 354 amino acids. Gene Ontology annotation, cellular component: neuron projection; plasma membrane. Gene Ontology annotation, biological process: G protein-coupled receptor signaling pathway. NCBI's taxonomy places the organism in Eukaryota, Metazoa, Chordata, Actinopteri, Cypriniformes, Xenocyprididae. Gene Ontology annotation, molecular function: neuropeptide Y receptor activity; neuropeptide binding. The record is from RefSeq and is a predicted model, not a curated record. The transcript has 2 exons.